Molecule: messenger RNA, 2251 nt
Organism: Cyprinodon variegatus (sheepshead minnow)
Lineage: Eukaryota; Metazoa; Chordata; Actinopteri; Cyprinodontiformes; Cyprinodontidae
Product: pregnancy-specific beta-1-glycoprotein 3-like
Exons: 8
Coding region: 124-756 (210 amino acids)
Source: RefSeq, a predicted model, not a curated record
CAAACAGGAAAAGAAAAGACCCACAGGAGAGUCAGGUUAUGCGUGCUGGACCGUGUGAAGAAGCCUUCAAUAAAUGUGACCUGCAAGGACUCAGAUGUCACUUUUACCUGCAUUCCUCAAAACAUGCAGAAACCAGAUGAUUCACAAUACAAAUGGUUCCAGAAUGGGAAUCAGAUUAACGAAACGGGAAUCAACCUAAAAAAAAAGAUUGUGGAAAUGAAAAAAGUCCAGUUUUCCUGUGAAGUUUACAACAAGAUAAGCAAUGAAAGAAGUGAUCCUGUGGUGAAUAUGUGCUUUGAACCUGUGAGGAAGCCUGAAAUAAAUACAACUUGUAAGAGCUCAGAGGUCUUCUUUACCUGCAAUGCUGCUCAGCAGGCUGAUGAUGCACAGUACAAGUGGUUCCAGAAUGGGGAAGUGAUCCACAAUGAAAUAAAAAUCUCAUUGAUAAGAACAAUUUCAGAAAGUAAAAACAUGAACUUCUCCUGUGAAGUUUAUAAUGAUGGCAGCUCUGAAAAGAGUUUAUCUUUGAGUCAUAACUGUGUUUACAAUAUUCUUCCAGGCAUUCCAGAUGAGUUAUUUGGAAUCAGCACCUGGAUUUUUAUUGCUGGUGGGGGAGGUUUUCUUCUAGUGUUGAUCAUCAUCAUUGUGUGCUGCUGUGUCAUAUGUAAAAAGAAAAAGAAGCUCCGGGAGAAUGAUGAGGAGGAGCUUGAAUACCGAGGAGCAAAGAGAUCAACAUCAUCCUAUUGCUCCCCCUGAUCAUCGUCUUUAUAUUUUUACAUCAUUAUCACCAACAGACAUAGAGCAUCUGAAGAUCCACCACUUUACAUAUAAGUACACAUAAAACCACAUAUUUAGAAACACUGAUUUGAAGGACAUUGUCUUUUUUCUAACUGUGAGGUGUUAUAUCAGACUAAACUUUUGUCAUUUAAGGUCUGUGUUUGUUUUCAAAAUCAUAUCUGUUCGUUAAACACCCAAAUUCUUUGAAUACUUUGGAAAUUUUGCUAUUUCAGCCCCAUUUUAAGAGAAAAAUACAAGUAUAUAUUAAGAUCAACCACUUCAAGUCAAUUUAUUGAGAUUAUACUCAUAGACUAUACAGUGAUUCCUAAAAGGGGGUACGCAUACUCGUGAGUGCAUUGCAAGUGGUAAAUGAAAAUAUUUUUUUAGGUAGUAAAAUAAAAUAGGGCUAGGAUCUGUUUUUCUUCAUGACGACCCAACUGAAAAAUAAAACCAAAACCAAUCUGCUUUGUUUGAUGCUGUUGAUCAGUAAAAAUCUCGUAUCAUUCCACCAUUUAUUAAGUCAAAAACUUUUUGAUGAUGUACUGACCUGAAAGAGGAAAAGUAAUUUAAUGUCGACAGGGAAGAAAAAAGUGAUAUUAAAAGGUUCAAACUAUGUAUAUGAAGAUAUUUAUCAUAGUACAUGCUUAUGUUUUUUAAAAACAUUAUUUUUAAACAUGUUAAGCUGUUUAAAAUAGAUGAUAAAUGUGCAACUUUAACGUUAUUGAUUUCUCUGUUUCUUUUUUCUUUUAAUUUUGCUGUUUAUUCAACUAACUUUACCAAUUUAGCUGAAGCCUAAGGUCCAUUGACUGUAGAUUUGAUCUUUUGAGACAAAAACAGCAACUGCAUGACAAUAUCUAAUGUCCCACUGAAAGUAUAAACAAUUUCAUUUAUUAUAUUUGUAAGAUCUAGUCCUACUGUAAAACCGUUACUUUUGUUUUUGUUUUGUUUUUUUGUUUUCCAACCAGCUUCAGCUUCUUACAGUCAUUAAAUAUGGUCUUCUCUGCAGUACUCCAGGCUUUUCUAAAUGUCCAAAUAUGUUUUCUAUGGACUUUUGCAUUGCAUUUUAACUCAUUAUAAUUCCUGUUUCUGAAAGUUUUAUUUUGAUUUUGAAGGAAUCUGUUUUAAUUCUGCAUAAAACAUCAGAGAACAUUUUUAAAUAAGAUAUGUAGUUACUUUUUUGCUUGAAUUCUCCCACAAUAGUUUCAGAGAUGCAGCCUUACAGCCAUUUUAGUAAUUACACAUAUUGUGACAGAAUUUCUUUGGCUGUAAACAAAAAAAAUUAAACUUGAUGUAAAUAAAUACUUGAAAUAUUUAUUCAUUUGCAUCUUACAAAUUUCUAACUAAAAUGACUUUUUUCGACAUCAGCCAUAAUAAUCACACUCACUGUAAAUAAACACUUUAAAUGUAUUAUUGUGUGAAAUGACUGUGAAAGUUUCGGUUUUAAAGCUGCCUUCCGAAAAAUAAAACAACGACA